Molecule: messenger RNA, 1416 nt
Organism: Acanthamoeba castellanii str. Neff
Lineage: Eukaryota; Discosea; Longamoebia; Acanthamoebidae
Product: ATPdependent RNA helicase DBP5, putative
Exons: 6
Coding region: 1-1416 (471 amino acids)
Biological process (GO): poly(A)+ mRNA export from nucleus
Cellular component (GO): cytoplasmic stress granule; nucleus
Molecular function (GO): RNA binding; RNA helicase activity; ATP binding
Source: RefSeq, a predicted model, not a curated record
AUGGAAACCCCCGUAGCCACCGUUCCUACCACAGAGGCUUCUGCCGCGGCUCCGGCCUCAGAUGCGGCUGCCCAGGUUCCAGCUCCUGCUGCGGAACCCAAGAAGGAUUGGUCCGAUCUAGCUGAGGAGGAAGAUGAGGAAAAGACGCCCAUCAAGAUCUCUGGCCUCGCGCCUGAGGACACCGAUGCGAAGCUCGUGAUCGACCAGUCGAACCCCGAUUCGCCCCUCUACUCGGUUGGCUCGUUUGAGGACCUUAAGCUGCGCCCCGAGCUGCUCCAGGGCGUCUACGCCAUGGGCUUCAACAAGCCCUCCAAGAUCCAAGAGACCGCCCUCCCGCUCAUUCUGGGCACCUACGGCCAGGCACAGAACCUCAUCGCCCAGUCCCAGUCCGGCACAGGCAAGACGGCUGCCUUCUCGCUGGGCAUGUUGAGCCGCGUUGACGAGUCGAAGAAGGUCACCCAGUGCCUUUGCAUCUGCCCCGCACGCGAGCUCGCCCGCCAGCUCUUUGAAGUAAUCACUGAAAUGGGCAAGUUUACCAACAUCAAGACCUUCCUUGCCGUUAAGGAUGUGCCGAAGAUGUCGCAGGGCUCCUUCCCGUACCAAAUCGUCGUCGGCACGCCCGGUAAGAUCACUGACUUGGUGAAGGCGAGAGUCAUCAACAUGCGCGAGAUCAAGAUCUUCGUGCUCGACGAGGCCGACGCGAUGCUCGAUCAGCAGGGCCUCAAGGACCAGACCAUGCGCGUGCACGCAAUGCUGCCGCGCCAGUGCCAGGUCCUGCUGUUCUCGGCCACCUACGACGAGGAGGUGACGGCGUUCGCGCUGAAGACCGUCCCGCAGCCGAGGACCACCAUGCGCCUGGAGAAGAGCCAGCUGACCGUCGACAAGAUCGCGCAGUUCUACCUGCCCUGCAAGACCGACGAAAACAAGUUCACCAUCCUCUCGGACAUCUACGCCUACCUCACCAUCGGCCAGAGCAUCAUCUUCUGCCAGCGCAAGGACACGGCCGAGAUGCUCGCCCGCAACAUGAAGGCCGCCGGCCACACCGUGUCGCUCCUGCACGGCAACCUCGACACCAAGGAGCGCGAUGCGGUCAUCGACGAGUACAGGUUCGGCAAGACGCGCGUGCUGAUCACGACCAACGUGCUGGCGCGCGGCAUCGACAUCCUCCAGAUCACGCUCGUCAUCAACUACGACGUGCCCGUCGACAGGACCGGCCGGGCCGACUACGCCACCUACCUCCACCGCAUCGGUCGCUCCGGUCGAUUCGGACGCUCGGGCAUCGCCCUCAACUUCGUCUCCGACCAGCGGUCGCUCAACACCCUCAAGGACAUCGAGCGCUACUUUGGCAAGCCCAUUGCUGAGUUCCCGCUCGACGAUCUGCCCAAGCUCGACGCCAUGCUGCGCGAGCUGAGCUAA